Messenger RNA from Drosophila kikkawai, 1822 nucleotides. RefSeq names its product Polynucleotide kinase 3'-phosphatase (gene PNKP). NCBI's taxonomy places the organism in Eukaryota, Metazoa, Arthropoda, Insecta, Diptera, Drosophilidae. Gene Ontology annotation, biological process: DNA repair. Gene Ontology annotation, molecular function: ATP-dependent polydeoxyribonucleotide 5'-hydroxyl-kinase activity; polynucleotide 3'-phosphatase activity; double-stranded DNA binding. The record is from RefSeq and is a predicted model, not a curated record.
AAUUUUCUUCCUCUUUUAAACAAAGCCACUUUAAACAAAAUAAAUGCAUUAAAUUUGCGAUAUUUACGCAAUGUCAGUGGCUAAAUUGCUAAACCGCUCCGUGGGAAGAGCGGGCAAAGACUCCUUGCGGGUCUGCACUCUUAAACCCGUGGAACCCGAGCACCAGACCAUUCACCUAUCCACCGGCGAAAACUUCGUGGGACGCAGCCGGGAGACGGGAAUCAGGGACAACAAGUGCUCCAAACGGCAAUUACAGCUCCAGGUGGACCUGAAACUCUGCGGAGUGACCUUGAAAGUGCUGGGCGUGAAUCCAUGCGGCGUCAAUGGAGUGAUGGUAAUGCAGCACUCGGAGUGCGAGCUAAAACACGGAGACCUGGUGGAGAUUGUCUACGGGCGGCACCCCUUCGAGGUCGUCUUCAAUCCACCGCCCACGGAUGCCAAGGAGGAACUACAUUCGCCAUCUCCAACAGGAUCGAGUGCCACUGAAACAGAAAGAUGGGACUCUGCAGCCAACGGCAAGUUGGUAAUCUUCACCAGCGCUGGCGUGACUGCAUCUGAAAAGAUCGCCGGCUACGACAUGGAUGGCACGAUCAUCAAAACCAAGUCGGGAUACGUCUUUCCCAAGAACACCGAAGACUGGCAGAUUAUCUUUCCAGAAGUUGCAGAGAAACUGAAGAGUCUUCACAAGGAUGGAUUCAAGAUUUGCUUUUUCACAAACCAAGGCGGCAUUGCCAAGGGGAAGAUCAAGCUAGAUGACUUCAAGAUUAAGAUCAAGCAGAUAGUGGCCAAACUAGGCGUCCCUGUCCAGGUGUUCAUCGCCAUUGGCGAUGGCUACUACCGCAAGCCACUGCCCGGCAUGUGGGAGCAUCUAAAGGAGGAAAUGAACGAGGGAGUGGAGAUCCAAGAGGACCGCUGCUUCUUCGUGGGCGAUGCUGCUGGCAGACCGGAGACGGGGAAGGGGGUCACCAAGCAGCGCAAAGACCAUUCGCUGGCCGACAGACUCUUCGCCACCAACAUUGGACUCUCCUUCUACACGCCGGAGGUGCACUUCUUGGGCCGCCGAGUGGAGCAGUGGAACAAGCCGGACUUCGACCCUUCUUGCAUUCAGGACCAGGUAGCCCUCUUGGAUCCCGACGAUAUUAGCUUUGAGGGUCAUCCCUGCGAGAUGGUUAUCAUGGUUGGCCUGCCCGGUUCUGGCAAGAGUCACAUAUGCAACGCCUUUUUCCAGUCUCGUGGCUACAGAAUAGUCAAUGCGGACACGCUCGGCAGCGUCCAAAAGUGCCUGAGUGCCUGCCAGGGAUACCUGGAGGAAGGAAAUUCAUGUGUGGUCGACAACACCAACGUGGAUGCGGCCUCUCGCAAGAAAUUCUUGUCCAUAGCCAGCAAUCUAAAGAUCCCCUGCCGCUGCCUGGUGAUGAAUCUCUCCGUUGCCCAGGUGAAGCACAAUAUCGCCUUCCGCGAGCUGUCGGGGGCAAACCACUCCAAGAUCAACGACAUGGUCUUCAACAUGAUGAAAAAAAAGUAUCAGGAGCCGGCCCUAGACGAGGGAUUCCAAAGCAUUCACAGGGUGAACUUUAAGCCGGAGUUUGCCAGCGAAAAGGAGGAGAAGCUGUACAAAAUGUAUUUGGUGGAGAAGUGAGAAAUUUUAUUCAGUCCAAAGUGAAGAUACGUUUGGCUAUGUCAUCGAUCAGCCAGUCCAUGGAGCUAAGCAGCUUCUCACCGGUCACCGCGCUAACCCCGGCCACCAGCCAGUGGUGCGUGGUGAUCUCCUCCAGAUGUAGUAUCUGUAACGAAUGUUGUGAUUAAAUCUGUUGACUAAGUA